Molecule: messenger RNA, 1070 nt
Organism: Mastomys coucha (southern multimammate mouse)
Lineage: Eukaryota; Metazoa; Chordata; Mammalia; Rodentia; Muridae
Product: olfactory receptor 10AG1-like
Exons: 1
Coding region: 48-1028 (326 amino acids)
Biological process (GO): G protein-coupled receptor signaling pathway
Cellular component (GO): membrane
Molecular function (GO): G protein-coupled receptor activity; olfactory receptor activity
Source: RefSeq, a predicted model, not a curated record
CAACAAAAAAAAGCUGGUGGACCUUAAGAAGUAAAUUCACUAAACAUAUGGAAUUUGUUUUAUCUGCAGAUAAAAAGGAAAUUAAAACCAAAAAUUUAAAUAUUACAAAUACAGAAUUUGUUCUCUUAGGGUUUUCUGAUGUCCCUCAACUCCAGUGGAUGCUUUUUGGGAUAUUUCUGUUCAUGUAUUUGUCUAUUCUGAUCAGCAACAGCAUUAUAAUGUUAAUAACAAGAACUGACUCUGCUCUGCAGACCCCUAUGUACUUUUUCCUUAGCAACUUUUCUUUUGUGGAAAUCUGCUAUGUAACAGUCACGAUCCCAAGGAUGCUCAUGGACCUUUGUACUCAAAAAGGAACUAUUUCCUUGUUGUCCUGUGCUGUACAACUCUGUUUUGUCAUCAUGCUUGGAGGCAUGGAGUUCCUCCUCCUGACAGUCAUGGCCUAUGACCGUUAUGUGGCCAUUUGCAAUCCUUUGCAUUAUCCUCUGGUCAUGAACAAUAAGGUCUGUGUGCAGCUUGUGGCUGCUUGCUGGAUCUGUAUUAUUCCAGUUGUGACAGGACAAACUUACCAGAUUUUCUCCUUGCCUUAUUGUGGAUCUAACAAAAUUCAUCACUUUUUCUGUGACAUCCCCCCACUACUCAAGCUUGCUUGUGGUGACACAUUUGUGAAUAAUUUAGCAAUUUAUAUUGCUUCAGUAGUGUUUAUCAUGGUUCCAUUUCUGUUGAUCCUUGUUUCCUAUGGCAAGAUUAUCUGCAACGUUCUAAAACUGGCAACAGCUGGAGGGAGGUCUAAAGCCUUUUCUACAUGCUCAUCUCAUCUGAUAGUUGUGGUUUUAUUUUAUGGAACAGCUACAAUCACAUAUGCACAACCAAAAGCAUAUCAAUCUGAAACCUUGGGAAAGCUGCUGUCUCUUUUCUACACCAUUUUGAUUCCACUGUUGAAUCCCAUUAUAUAUACACUGAGGAAUAAAGAUAUCAUGGUAGCACUGAGAAAAUUACAAACUAAGUUAUCAACAUUUGGAAACACUUAAAAUUACAAAAAUGAUUUCUUUGUAUAUUUUACAUGCAUGUUU